Molecule: messenger RNA, 1767 nt
Organism: Ctenopharyngodon idella (grass carp)
Lineage: Eukaryota; Metazoa; Chordata; Actinopteri; Cypriniformes; Xenocyprididae
Gene: stmn1b
Product: stathmin 1b
Exons: 5
Coding region: 129-575 (148 amino acids)
Biological process (GO): microtubule depolymerization; regulation of microtubule polymerization or depolymerization; neuron projection development
Cellular component (GO): cytoplasm; neuron projection
Molecular function (GO): tubulin binding
Source: RefSeq, a predicted model, not a curated record
AACACAUUUUGGUCCUCUUUUGCGCGAACGGUUGAUGCUGAGGCAGAGAGGAAUCUGCGCGCGGUCAACUCCGGCUCUGAUUUUCACUUCAUCUAAAGGUGUGUGAAACCAUCGAGGUUGGAAGUGCAAUGGCGUCCUCUGGAGACUUUCAGGUUAAGGAACUGGACAAGCGUGCCUCAGGACAGGCUUUUGAAGUCAUCCUGAGUCCCUCGGCUCCAGAUGCCAAGGGAGAAUUCCCACUUUCCACCCCCAAGAAGAAGGAGGUAUCUCUGGACGAGAUCCAGAAAAAACUGGACGCAGCAGAGGAGAGACGCAAGAACCAUGAGGCAGAGGUCCUGAAGCAUUUGGCUGAGAAACGAGAGCAUGAGAAGGAGGUCCUUCAGAAAGCAAUGGAGGAGAACAACAACUUCAGCAAGAUGGCAGAGGAGAAGCUUAACCAGAAAAUGGAAGCCAACAAAGAAAACCGCACAGCACGCAUGGCAGCUAUGAAUGAGAAAUUCAAAGAGAAGGACAAGAAGCUUGAAGAGGUACGAAAGAACAAAGAAACAAAAGAGGGGGGCGAGGGUGAAAACUAAGUUUCCUCUCUCAUUUUCCUUUUCAUUUAGGGUAUAGUAUUGGGUUUUUUAAUGUAUCCAAAGAUUUAUUUUUUGUUCCAUUAAAUGGUCAGUUUUCCAUGUUUGGAUCCAUGUACUUGCCACUUUUUUAUUAAGGGGUUUUGGGGAAAAGCUGGUGCACAACAUUUCAUCACUUUGUGUGUAUUCAGUUCUGUCUUUCAUCAUUCCCUCUAACCUGUAGAUUUGUCCAGUUGCAGCUCUAUAGCGUUUAAAAUGAGCAGUGUUUUACUGAUAGGGAAGCAUGCCUGUGUUAUGCAUAGGUCUAAUAUAUACUUGGUAUAUUGCAUUGUGCAAGUCCACCUGUUCCCUUGUAUGUCAGUACUGCCAUCCUUCAAGCUUAAUAAAGUUGCACAGUUGUUUGUUAUGGUACCAGUUUUGCCACUGCUUCUUUGUUAAUCUGCAGUCAGCCAGAGUGUAAUGUGGAGUAAAAUAAUUUCUUAAAAAUGUGUACAUUAUGGAGAUGUAUGGCAGUUUCUGUAAUUCUAUAUAAAAAAAAGGUUUUGCCAAAAUAAUAAUUAAAUCUUUUUGGACACUUUUUGAUGUACUCUUUAUAAUCUGCAUGAGACUCUUAGUGUUAAUACUAAACAUUAUCCACAAGCUUUUCCUUUACUGGAUCAUACCUUCAUAGUAAUUCAUACCUAAUAUGCACUAAUGAAAAAAAACAACAACAACAACAAAAAAAUGUAUGCAUUCCGAUAAGUACUUGGAAAGGUGUGAGUUUAAAAAAAUAUAAAAAUACAUCGCUUGAGACUAUACUGGCAUCUAGUGGUUUUGACAGGUAUUAAACAGGUAUUAGAAUUUUUUUUUCAUCAUGAAUCAUCUCAAAAUGAUUUCAGAAAAAAUAAAAUAACGUUGACAUAUUGGCAACUAUUAUUGAUUUAUCCUUUGUUGCCAAAAGAGAGUUAGGUGCAUGACAAUUUAUGGAAGUUGUAAACAGCUUUGCAAUGAUGAAUGGCUUGUUGUCCACAUGCUUUCAUAUUAUUGUGUUCAGAAAUAGUGCAUCAAUCUUUUCUAAAAUAAAUUAUACCUUAUUUCCAAAAUUCUGAACUCCCUUAGUAGAAGCAAUUACAUGCAUCCAAAAAUAGAUCAUGUCCACUAAUAUGUUGUGUGAAUAAAUGUUUUUUUAAUUGAAUAAAAUAAAAAUGGAAUCUUG